Messenger RNA from Gavialis gangeticus (Gharial), 1395 nucleotides. RefSeq names its product coiled-coil domain containing 6 (gene CCDC6). NCBI's taxonomy places the organism in Eukaryota, Metazoa, Chordata, Crocodylia, Gavialidae. The record is from RefSeq and is a predicted model, not a curated record. The transcript has 9 exons. The annotation marks the transcript as partial.
GGCGGCAUCGUGAUCUCGCCGUUCCGGCUGGAGGAAUUGACGAACCGCCUGGCCUCGCUGCAGCAGGAAAACAAGGUACUCAAGAUCGAGCUGGAGACCUACAAACUCAAGUGCAAGGCGCUGCAGGAGGAGAACCGCGACCUACGCAAGGCCAGCGUCACCAUCCAAGCAAGGGCAGAGCAGGAAGAGGAGUUCAUCAGUAACACUCUGUUUAAGAAGAUUCAAGCUUUGCAGAAGGAGAAAGAGACGCUUGCUGUAAACUAUGAGAAGGAAGAGGAAUUUCUCACUAAUGAGCUGUCAAGAAAAUUGAUGCAGUUACAGCAUGAGAAGGCUGAACUGGAGCAGCAUUUGGAACAGGAACAAGAGUUUCAAGUAAACAAACUAAUGAAGAAAAUUAAAAAACUGGAAAAUGAUACUAUUUCUAAGCAACUCACUUUGGAGCAGCUAAGGCGUGAGAAGAUUGACCUGGAAAAUACAUUGGAGCAAGAACAGGAAGCAUUAGUGAAUCGCCUGUGGAAGAGAAUGGAUAAACUUGAAGCAGAAAAACGAAUCUUGCAGGAGAAGUUAGAUCAGCCAGUAUCUGCUCCACCAUCACCAAGAGACAUAUCGAUGGAGAUAGAUUCUCCAGAAAAUAUGAUGAGACAUAUCAGAUUUUUAAAGAAUGAGGUGGAGAGGUUAAAGAAACAACUACGAGCUGCACAGUUACAGCAUUCGGAGAAGAUGGCGCAAUAUUUAGAGGAGGAGCGGCAUAUGAGAGAAGAGAACUUACGGCUCCAAAGAAAAUUGCAGAGGGAGAUGGAGCGAAGGGAAGCAUUAUGCAGACAACUAUCAGAAAGUGAAUCCAGUUUAGAAAUGGAUGAUGAAAGAUAUUUUAAUGAGAUGUCUGCACAAGGAUUAAGACCUCGCACUGUUUCCAGUCCAAUCCCUUAUACACCCUCACCAAGUUCUAGCAGGCCUAUAUCACCUGGUCUAUCAUAUGCAAGUCACACAGUUGGUUUUACACCACCAACUUCACUGACUAGAGCUGGAAUGUCUUAUUACAACUCCCCAGGCCUUCAUGUGCAGCAUAUGGGACCAUCUCAUGGUAUUACAAGGCCAUCACCACGAAGAAGCAACAGCCCUGACAAAUUUAAGCGUCCCACUCCACCUCCUUCUCCAAACACGCAGACCCCGGUGCAGCCACCACCUCCUCCUCCUCCACCACCACCACCACCACCACCACCACCACCUGUGCAGCCUAUGGCUCAAUCAACAGCGUUGCAGUCGUCCACUUUUCAGCAUUCAGUGCAUCCCUCCUCUCAGCCUUAGUGCAUGUGCUCAGCAAUCUGUAUUCAAAUUUGGACUCAUAACACAGAGCAGUUUACUAAAAGCCAAAGGCUUACUUGGCGUAUUUGG